CUUAUUCAAAUGAAGUCCGAUCGCGAGCAACACGUAAGAUACUGGUCGGUGAAGGCAGGUGCGACAACAAAAAGAGACGCGAUCUUUUCUACGUAUGAUUGUGAUUUGCAGAAUUUCGAGGAAUAUACUUGAAUCCUUUUGGAAAAAAUAAUACACGUAGAUGACGUAGUAUUGCAGAUAUAUGUAGUGUGAAAAGAAAAAAAAAAAAAAAAGAAAAACAAAAUCGUGACCUUUCCACCGAUUAUCUCGAGAUAAAUUUUUCCGCGUCAAUAAAUGAAAGUUUAUGUGAAUUUGUAGUUAUUUAUCUAAUGAAGGUUACGUUUGAUCGUCUUAGAUAAAAUGGAAAUGGCCUUUGUUAAAUAUCAGAAUCUCGAAGAAAAAGUUUUGGAAAAUUUAAAGAUAAAUGGCAUAAAACAUCGGAUACACAUUUAUUUACACAUUUCUAGAUCAAAAGGAAGCAGUGGAUUAUGGAUUGGAGGCUUAAUUGGAUUCUGUGGAGUUUUAACGUUACUAAAAGAAAGUAAUAGUUAUUCGGAGAUAUGUUUGGUCACAGGAUUAGGAGGUUUUGGAUUACUCGUUAGCUGCUUGUCUCUUUACGUUCGCCUUUUUAUGGGAAAUGGCGCGAUUAAAGAUUUUCAUGCUAUUUACUUUCUACCAUCGAUCACAACAUCUAUGUUAUAUCUUCUUGUAGCAAACAAAGCUAUAAAGUAUAUUCAUCAUAUUUUCCUCGAUAAUUACACAAGUGCAGGAUUGCUGACAAGUUUAAUAUGGGGAUUAAGCGUAGGAAGCUUGGGUACCUGGGGAGUCCUACAAUUAAUGUCACAUUGUCCUGGUUGUUUCACGAUAGGAGAGGCAACGAUAGUUAUGCACGGAAUUAUUUUAUUCCUAUUGUCGGUCGCCACGAAUGUACCAUUGAGGUAUCAUUUACCACCAAUUCAUAAUGACGAUAUCGUUACUGUUAUAUUGCAGAUUGGCAUAUUAUAUGUCUUAUCAGUUUGUAUAUUGUGUAAAAGCUUUCCUAUACUACGUUCCCCUUUGUACUUUUAUACAAUGUUAUUUGGUACCUUUUUUCUACUCGCUGUUCCAUUUUUAUAUGUCCUCCUUGACAAAAAUCCUAUAACAUGGAUAUUAAUUUAUAUCACUGGAGAAUCACAUAGAAUUAAAUUGAUAAUAUAUUGGACAAUUUGUUUAUUAUUUUGCACAUUUGUUAUAAUCUUUCAAACGGUAUCUGGCAUUCAAGCUACAACCUCCGUCAGGAAAUAUUUUCAUGUCCUAGCCGUUCUGGUUUAUAUCCCCGGACUUAUAUUCGAGGCUACCUUAUUAUAUCUUGGAAGCGGCGUUAUAUUGGGAAUAUUCAUACUGUUUGAGUUAUCAAGGAUUUUGCAUGUAUCGCCAUUGGGGGAUAUUCUGCAGAAAGGGUUCAUUGUAUUUGUGGACGAGAAAGAUACUUUAAUAUCUUUGACGCCAUUGUAUUUACUCUGUGGCCUUUCAUUUCCAUUGUGGAUGCCAGCUAGUAAUGUUUCGCUGUUCGUCCUUCUUAGCGGGGUAUUAACAGUAGGCAUAGGCGAUACGGCUGCUAGUUUCGUCGGUAGUAAAUGGGGAAAGCAUAAGUGGCCAGGUUUAGAAAAAUCUCUGGAAGGAACGCUUGGCUGUGUUAUUAGUCAACUUGGAACGAUAAUGGUUCUUGCUUACAUGCGUAUAUGCGUCAAGGUAAAAGGAGAAGCAAAUACUUAUUGGACAACGGAUAAACAAAGAUUGGAUAAUACAGGAAACUAUAGAGAUGAGAAUACAACGUUCAACGCGCACGAAGAGUAUUUUCAGACAAAGUAUUAUCUCGUCGGAUCGGCUUCUGGAAAUGAAAUCGAGAUACAAGCGGGCGAACACAAGUUCCCGUUCACAUGUACUUUGCCGGAAAAUUUACCGAGCAGUUUCGAGUCUGACUUCGGGCAUGUUCGAUAUACGGUCAAGGCCAUCUUAGAUCGCCCUUGGAAAUUUGAUCAGGAAGUUAAAGCGGCAUUCACGAUCGUCUUGCCGUUCGAUCUGAAUCAAGAACCCAGAACAUCGGAACGAAUCAGAGAAGAAAUGAGUAAAUCCUUUUGCUGCCUUUGUUGCACCAGUGCACCUUUGAACGUCACCUAUUCUUUACCGGUCAGAGGAUACGUUCCUGGUCAAUCGAUGCCGAUUAAGAUAAACGUCGAGAAUUUAUCUAACGUUACCGUAGCACGCGUUACUCUGAGCCUUUGCAAGAUCGUGACAUUCCGUGCUACUAGUCCACAAACGGAUACGCGAAUCGAGGAGAUAGUGGUAACGGAGGUCAGUAAAGGGCCCGUCGAUGGCGGAUCUACUUCCGAUUACGAACAAAACUUGGACGUCCCGGCCCUUCCUCCGUCGAAUUUAAAUAGCUGCGGUAUCAUCGAUCUCGAAUAUCGUCUGAAGGUCGAAGCAUGCAUCGAAGGAUGGUAUCAUCGUAAUUUGAAGAGCGACACUCCCGUUUUCGUCGGAACGAUACCCUUGGUGAAUUAUCAGAUACCAAGCGCUCCUCCCGAGGAUACUGUGUUCGUCAGUUCACCGACGAAAACUUCGGAAAAAUAUUAUCUAUCUCCUACUUCGAACUUAUAUCCAGAAUUACCACCCCCGUCGUACGAGGAAUCAACGUAUGGCGCCAAAAAUCUACGAGAACGCGACGAGUCGGAAUACGUGAUUGGCCUUACGAAUCAUUUCGCACCGAAAUAUCCGGUUUAUCAUUUUCCAACGGGUCAGUGAAACGACGAAACGAAUCCCUGUCAAAGGGAAAAGCUUUCGUUCAAAUGUCCUUUUCUUUUAUGCUUCGAUGCAAAUAUUGGAUGGAAAAAAUCUCUUAUCCUUCUGUAACGUCACAUUCUGUAAUUUUUAUGUCCCACGCUUAUUUAUAUUCUCUUUACUUCCUUGUACCCGUAACGAAUCCCUGGUAAUUAUUAUUUCAUAUCUGAAU
Messenger RNA from Vespa velutina, 2971 nucleotides. RefSeq names its product arrestin domain-containing protein 17. Gene Ontology annotation, cellular component: endoplasmic reticulum membrane; cytoplasm. Bases 340 to 2763 code for a protein of 807 amino acids. The record is from RefSeq and is a predicted model, not a curated record. Gene Ontology annotation, biological process: dolichyl monophosphate biosynthetic process; protein transport. The transcript is spliced from 12 exons. NCBI's taxonomy places the organism in Eukaryota, Metazoa, Arthropoda, Insecta, Hymenoptera, Vespidae. Gene Ontology annotation, molecular function: dolichol kinase activity.